AUGGAGCACAUCGCGAGUUUAGAUCCGAACCCAAACAGCAGCAGUAGCAACGGAAACGCUACCCCGAGCAGUAGUACCAACAAUGCUCCAGCACCGACCUCGACAACCCCGAGCCCCGCGAGCAAUGCCCCCGAGAAGGACAGCAAAGAUGGAAAAGAGGGCAAAGAAACCCAUGCUCUACCAAUUCCCCUCCUCCGACGCUCCAACUCUGCCCGUACUCUCCUAGGCGGUAGUUCCUCCGACGACAGGAAACCCGUCCCCUCGCCUCCUCAACGCCGCAAUUCCUGGUUCGCCAACAUCUCCUCUAAAUUCUCCUCCAGCAGUAGUAGCAGUCAUAACCAAGCCCCUCCUGCGGCCGCAACACCCGCAGCAACAUCCCAAAGCCCACCCCAAACUAGCACUGCUGCUGCUAAGCCUGCCGAGUUCGUCGUCCCGAAGAUUACGCCUGCCAGGAAUGCGGUCCUGCAACAUGCUGCUAAGCAUGAUGGCGAUGGACCUUACAUUCCCGCCCCCCCAAGGACAGGACCGACCGGUGGGCUGCUGCAGGUGUUUAGACGGUUAUCCUCUUCCUCGUCGAGCGCGAACUUGUCGCUUGGCAAGGCGCAUAACCAUGGCCUGGUAGAGAGAAGGGUUCUGAAUGUCGACAAGCACCGCGAGCGCUGCGCGAUCAGCGGGCUGGAUCAAGCCAAGUUGAGGAGGGUAGCGUUCUGCGUGGACGUGGAGAUUGCGCCUAUGCCGCGGUAUGUGGACGAUGAGAAGGGGAAAGCGGGGGCAAAGAAGAAGGAUGGGAAGAAGGCUGAGGGAGCCGGUGCUGCGGGCGCGGGUGCCGGUUCCUCUCAGGGGGAGCAGAGCGCUGCCAAUGGCGCUCAGGGACAACAACAGCCCGUCAAGACCCUGACGGCUGCUGAAGCCAAGAAAAAAGAGAAGAAGAAAAAAAGCGAAGAAGAGCGCAAAGCUAGGAAAGAGAAGCGCCGCCUCCAGGCAGAAGCAAACGGCACCAUCCCCAUGGAGCUCCACUACGACAGCGAUUCUUCUUCUUCCGGAACCACCCCAACCGCCCAGGCUGCUCCUAAUAACUGCUCCGGCACUCCGGGUAGGACCCAACCCACGCCCACGACUAACCCCGUCCGGAUAUACCGCCGCUGCUGCCAGCUCCGGGAGACGCCCAUUCUUAAGAAGAUCACGGAACAGCUCGGCGAUCCGGCCAACGCGUCGACAGAGUAUCCGGGCAUGGUCGAGAAGCUGGAUUUGACGGGGUACUGGCUACAGUUGACGGACCUCAUCACGUUGGGCGACUACCUCGCUGUCGUCCCGAUCCGGGAGCUAAUCCUCGACGGGUGUGGACUCACCGACGAGGGAUUGCGCGUCAUUUUGGCGGGGUUGUUAGCAGCCAAGAAGACGAGGCCGCCUGUCGGGGGUCGGUUGGCUCGUAAGAGGAGGGGGAGUACCGUCAAUGGGGAAGGAGAGUUGCUUCCUGGCACGGAGCAGGGGGGUGUCGUGGAGAGGUUGGUGCUGAGGAAUAAUAAGUUUGGACCGGAAGGGUGGAAGCAUUUGUGUUUGUUUGUGUAUUUGUGUCGCACGCUGAGGAUGCUGGAUUUGGAAGGUGUACCGUUUCCUAAGCAGACUGCGAUUGUCCCUGAGGGGCAGCAGAGUGUCGCGCAAUUGUUGUCGAAGAGUUUGGGGGAGAGGCUUGGAGGGGCGACGCUCAGUUUGCUGGGGCUGGGGAACACGGGGUUAUCGGCGGAGCAGUUGGGGUUGGUGAUUGAUGGGGUUGUGAAGUGUGGUGUGAGGAGGUUGAAUUUGGCGAAUAAUGGGAUUGAUGCGGAGGGGUUGAGGCAUGUAGCGAGGUUUAUUAAGUCUGGCGUGUGCGAAGGGUUAGAUUUGGGAGGAAAUGAUCUCUCUGGGGAAGGACUGGUUGACAUCCUAGAGGCCGCCGUGGGUGAGGCCGCUGCUAUGGGUGAGGAGCCCCCUAGCACCGAUCCGGCUGCUUCCCAGCAAGAGGAAAGCGGUAAAGAGGGAGAAGAGAGUAUGCCAGCAGAGCGUGAGAAUGCCCAGAGGGAGAGUAUAGAGGGUAAGGAGGGCACGAAAGAGGGGAGUAUAUCCUCCAGCAAGGAGACCAAGCCCGAGCCCAUGGACUGUCCCCUCUGGGCUCUCAGCCUGGCCGACUGCAACCUCACGCCCUCUUCUCUCUGCAAACUCCUCCCGGCGCUGGCUCGCCUCAAGCACUUCCGCUUCUUGGAUCUCUCCCACAACCAGGACCUCUUCCGGUCUGACCCCAGUGCGGUUGGCGUCCUUCGCAGAUACCUCCCCAAAUUCCCGACCCUCAAACGCAUCCACCUCGCAGACUGCUCCAUGUCCCCCGAGCAGGCCAUCGCCCUAUCCGAGAUUUUGCCCGAGAUCCCUGGUUUGGCACAUAUCUCUCUGUUAGGCAAUCCGCAGCUUGCUGAACUUGCGACUAAUGCUACCACUGAGGAAGCCAAGGAGGAAGCGUGCGCGCUGUUUGCGUCCCUCCUCGCUGCUGCUAGGGUAUCGACUAGUCUCGUGGCUGUUGACAUCGAGGACCCGUCGGAGAAGAGCACUGAUCUGGUCAAGGCCCUAGCCAAGCAAGUCGUUGCAUAUUGCCUACGGAACAUGGAGCUUGCUGCGGCGGCAACGCCGGGGGCGCAGCCGCAGCAACUUCAGGCUCAGACUGUGGCCGAGGAGCAGGGUCAGGGUCAGGGGCAGAGCCAGGAGGGUGAGAUCAAGCCUAUGUCCAAACCUGUUGAGCCCGAGUACCCGGAUGUGCUACAACGGCUCGUCGGACACGACGUCAACUUGUCGAGUGGCAUGGAUCCGGACGUGGAUGCCGCGCCGGAUGAUGAUUAUGUGAUUGGUGGCACGGGAGUGGUAAAGGCGCUGGCGUGUUGCUUGAAGAAUCGAGGUGAUGGGGAGGAUGGUUUGAAGGAGGGUGAGAGCGCGGGUGAGAUGGUGCAGGCCAAUGGGGCUGCCCAGGGGGGUAGCUCUGGGGCUAAGGCCAAGGAGACGUCGAAGCAUUUGUUGUUGAGUGCGAGGAAGAUUCGGUUGAGGCUGCAGCCUGCCAUUAACAAGGCAAGGGCUGCAGGGACGGAUACGCAUGCUUAUCAUCGCCUCAUGUUCCUCGACCAGACACUCGCCAACGUCAUCAAGCGCUUCGAGACAGAAUUCCCCGACACCCGGCUGCCCGAUGCCCCGCCUACCCCUACAACCAGCACUUAUCCCGGGGCGGAUCUCUCUGCCCCUGAUGCACAACAGGCGCCUUUAACAGAGGAGCUUACCAAGGUCGACUCGAACUCAACUUCCAACUCCGACAGUGCCCUUACCGGCCCCGACGGCGCUACUACAGCAGCUGCAGACCCGACCUCAGGCGGCUACGCCUCCGACGACGGGCAGGACGCAGACGAGGGCACAGAGCUCAUAAUAUCCCCCCCUCUCUCUCGCUCCAACUCCCUCCUCUCCCUCUCCUCCAAGGCGCUAGCCAACGAGGAAGCCCGCGUCCUCCGCGCAGGUCACACCUUCCGCGCAAGCUUUGUUGCAGUCAACGAGGCCGGCGAACCGCAGAUUGACCAGCCCCUUCAGGGCGAGGAAGAUGCUCAACCUGUGAACGGAGGCUAUCAUCAGAUCAGGAAGAAUGAGGAUGAUCCGCCUAGCCCGAGGACUGUGCCGGUUUUGGAUUCGAUUGUGACGGACUUACCACCGUUGCCGCCCUCACCAACGUCCCCGACCUCACCGAUGACUACGACACGGGGGUCGAGACCCCAGAUUCCCCACUCUCCUGCUCCUAACCCAACGGAUACGGCUUCCUCUCUGGAAUCUUCUAUCGACCUUAUCAACGCUGACCCGAGGCACGCUAGGCUCUUGCAUGAGCUGCUGGACGAGUUGGGGGAUGAAACACUCAAGAAGGAGGCUGCCGAGAAGGGGAUAAGUGUGGUGUUCAAGCUGCGCAGGAGGGAGAUUCGCGAACAAUUGAGGCAGGCAGCGGAGAAGAGUGAAGAAGGGGAGUGGGAGAGGUGGGUUGAGAGUCUUAGGAUGGCGAGGGUUAAUAUACGGGUGGGGGAUAAAGGCGAGGAGAUGGGGGCUGUUGAUGAGAGUGCUGUUGAGGAUUGA
Messenger RNA from Thermochaetoides thermophila DSM 1495, 4122 nucleotides. RefSeq lists its product as uncharacterized. Gene Ontology annotation, molecular function: protein binding. The transcript is spliced from 4 exons. Bases 1 to 4122 code for a protein of 1373 amino acids. Lineage: Eukaryota; Fungi; Ascomycota; Sordariomycetes; Sordariales; Chaetomiaceae. The record is from RefSeq and is a predicted model, not a curated record.